Dentiscutata erythropus is the source of this 551-nucleotide messenger RNA. The record is from the annotation of a GenBank genome assembly. Lineage: Eukaryota; Fungi; Glomeromycota; Glomeromycetes; Diversisporales; Gigasporaceae.
CCCAAUGUUCACAUACAAGUAAUGGUCCAGAAGAUAAAAAACCUCAACCAGAACUCGUUCAAGUUAGAAAAUUUGUUAUAGAUAAUAUCAUUCGUUCAUUCAAAAGUGCCAUUUCCUCUUCUGACCCAAUAGAGGCUAAGUAUGGUAGACUUUUGGCUUUAGCAGAGUUAUGUUAUGCUAUUCUGACGGCACGUACAAGUACAAAUAAUAAUGCAAACAAACCUGUCGAAGAUGGUCACGCUAGCAUUGCUAAAAUUAUGUUGGAUAAAAAUUUUGUAAAUACUUUAACGGAUGCUCUUGCUGAAGUUGAUCUAAAUUACCCUUCAGCGAGAAUAUUGAUAAAUGCCUUAUUAAAACCUUUCGAGUUUCUUACGAAGGUUGCUAUCAAAUUGGGUCGAUCUCCUGAACCUGAAAAAGUUGAAAAAAAUAAACGUCGUGAAAGUAUUUCAUCCAUUUCCACACCUUCUGCUGAUGAAAUGGAACCAGAAGAAUCAGAAGAAGCACCUGACCUAUAUGCAACUUCUUCACUAGGUGCUCUUGAAGGAAGAACG